AGCUCCCCUCUGCUCUGUAGCAGACGACGAUGUUUCUCUGACGGAUGUUUCACAGGAAAGAUUGAGAACUGGCUCCUGGGUUGUGGGUCAGAGGCCCGCUCAGAAAACACCGGUCAGCUGAGUUUUGAGUCUGUGCUGAAAGCCAACCACUUUGAUGAUGAGUUGAGUCUUGGUGCUGAUGCUUCUGUGUUGAAUGGUGGAGAAAUUAAGUCUGAAGCUGGCCUCUCCCGGCCUCCAUCGUCCAAACAAGGUCACAGCAGACUCACCAGUACCCCUCGCCAGGCACUAUGUCUGCCGUCACUGAACUUGGGCCACAGCAUGGCCUCCAGCUGCCUCUCCUCCUCCACCUGUAAAACUGCAUCCAGUAUAUCAGAGGUCCUGCAGUUGUGUUCAGAGGAUGCAGAGGAGACGCUGUAUGAGUUGGGUUUCGGUUGCGAUGAGCCACAGGUCACUGUUCGCAUCCCUCCUCGCUUCUUCACCUUCCCCUCUGUGGCUCAGGGUAUCAACUUCCGCCUCUUCCUGGACUCACAGCUACGGCGGAUACGAGAGGAAGACCCCAGCCUUUCUCUAGCUAGUCGUUUCAGACAAGUGCAAGUGCUCACAGCAAUGGCCAACGCUUUCUAUUCCCUCUACUCUCACGUGUCCCGCACUCCUCUACAGAAACUGGCUACACCUGAGUUUAACUUCUCAUCUCCCGUGGAGAGGAUCGAACGCUUCAGGAGCAGCGUCCGCAGCGAGCCACGUUCUCCAGUAGAGAGGCUGAAGGACACCGUCUCCAAGAUGUGUCUCUACACAGGCUCUCCUCGCGAGUCAGACUCCACCUCUCCGCAGCCCUCACCCAGGAAAAGGUCCAGCCUCCCCGAAGUUGUGGAUAUCGUACUGGAGAAAGCCAAGACAGGGGUGAACAAGAAACUAGAUUUGGAGGAAUGUAAUUCAGCUGUGGAUGUCAGGCUGGUCGCAGAUGGUGAUGAAUUCUGUGACAGCGGGAAAGAGGAGAAAACACAGCAGACCGUGGCGGACGCAGAAACUCUUCAAAAUGGAAAUAACAUCUGUCAUAAGGAGACGCAGGGUGGUAAACAAACAGAUAAUACAGCAGACCUUGACAGCAGGACUUACCCUGUAAGAACAUCUCUAGCAUCAUCAUUUUCAGGAGAAACGGUCAUAGAAACAGGUCAUCAGUUUCUUUUAUGUCAGCCAGAGCUGGACUCAACUAAAAGUGACACAAGGACUGCUCUAAAACCAGUUGCCAAGGUUACGUAUGAUCUAAUCUGUACGCAGAUAGUCGAGAGUGUACACCAGGCGCCUUUCUGCACACAUAGUCCAAAAACAAACACUUUACCUCCUAUCUCCUCAGAGACAGAACGCAUUGAUAGACCAUGUCCUGGAUCUCAUAAACAAACUACUGUCUCUGAGCCUGAUGAGGACUCACACACAGGUUCAUCCAGAUCACUUCCUGUCCUAGCCUCCAGUGGUAGCCUCGCCCAAUGCUGCAUCACUGUGACUGGCUGGGAGGGUGACAACCUCUCUUCCUGUUCCCUGAACACACCAGAUUCCAGUCAUACUUCAGCUGUCCUUCAUGUCCAGUCAUGUGAGGAGUCAUUUAACGAGGAAAAAAGGCAGUACCUGAAUCCAGUGACACAUCAGGGCCUGGGGCACAUCUCCAGUAACCUGCAACAGGGCAACUCCUUUGACCUAGAGGAGGUACACAGUGCAGGAGAGGAAGAUUUUGGACAAUCAGAUGCUACAAGAACAAAAUCCCUGUUGUUUAAAAAAAGUCUAUGCAAAGGUGAAGUGGUGCGGGGCGACAGCAUGCAGUCAGACAGCAGCGGCUACGCAGACGAAGAAGGCAGCUCCUCAUUUAACACACGCAGAUGACAGAAAACCAGGAACUCCAUUGUAAACAACGUUCUAAGUAGUGUUUUACUGCCUGUGGACCUUUUCCUGCACUGUGGAUUUGAAAAGCGCUUCCAAGUAAAGGCCGCCAGUCAAACAGGCCCAACAGAUUAAGAUGUCAUGGUACUGUAAGAGUCUUGGUCACAUGAGGACGUACACUGAAGCAGUAAUAAAGUUCCAGAUAUGCAAAGCACUCAGUUUCUCCUCAGUGCUCACACUGAAUACAGAAUAUUGUGAAUACGUAAACAUAAAACUGUUCAAAGGUCUUGAUGAAAU
This is a messenger RNA of Morone saxatilis (striped sea-bass), 2169 nucleotides long. RefSeq names its product thymocyte expressed, positive selection associated 1 (gene tespa1). The record is from RefSeq and is a predicted model, not a curated record. The coding region runs from base 319 to 1875 and encodes 518 amino acids. Gene Ontology annotation, molecular function: signaling receptor binding. The transcript is spliced from 11 exons. Lineage: Eukaryota; Metazoa; Chordata; Actinopteri; Moronidae.